Molecule: messenger RNA, 1083 nt
Organism: Aphidius gifuensis
Lineage: Eukaryota; Metazoa; Arthropoda; Insecta; Hymenoptera; Braconidae
Product: chymotrypsin-1-like
Exons: 6
Coding region: 1-1080 (359 amino acids)
Biological process (GO): proteolysis
Molecular function (GO): serine-type endopeptidase activity
Source: RefSeq, a predicted model, not a curated record
AUGCCAAUUAUUGGUGAAUAUUGUAUGAAUCUUGUUACAAUUGAACUUUGGCUUCGAAGUUAUCAAGAGAUUGAUUUUUUAAAUGUUUUUAAAAAUAUGAAAAAAUUGAAAACAGUUAAAAUAUUUGGAUAUGUGUUGGAUAAUAAUGGAGAUACUGAUGAAUUUGAUGGAGGUGAAAAUAAUGAGACAACUUUUUUGGACAAUAUAACAACGGGUUUGGAAAAAUUAACUAUUGAAAGUUAUUUGCAUGGAAAAUUGAUGCCUAAACAUAUAGCAGAGACACUGAUUAAAUUUAAUAAUCUCCGGGAGCUUGAACUCACAAACUGGAAAAUAUCAAUUAUUUUAGUUGUUUAUUUUUCAUAUGUUAAUUGUGAAUUUCAUCAAAGAAUAAGUAACGGAAUUGCUGUGGCUUCCGGUGAACUACCAUAUCAAGUAUCAAUUCAAAAAGAUGGACAGCAUCACUGUGGUGGUAGUAUCAUUGAUGAAUAUCAUAUAUUAACAGCAGCACAUUGUGUUGUUGGAAGAGGAAAUAUAUUAAAUUUAAAACUUCAAAUAUUAAGUAGAACAAUUAACCAAGUAUUUCCCGCUGGUGAAAUAAGAGAUGUUAAAUUAAUUAUUCCACAUCAAAGUUUUGUUCAUGAAUCAUCUGGAAUAUAUGACAUUGCAAUAUUAGUGUUGGCAGUACCAAUUAAAAUUGAUAGUUAUCAACGACCUAUCACUGUUGCUCCAUCAACUUAUAACAUUAAAAAAGACGAUGUUGUAUUGGCAAGUGGAUGGGGUUCACCAAGUUCAAAGCAUAGACCAACCCAAGACCUUAGAAAGCUAGAAACAAUUAUUAUUGAUAAUGAAAAAUGUUCACAAAUGGUUAAAAUAAAUGUUCAUGAAUCAUUUAUUUGUACAAGAAAAGCACCUGGCUACAAUAUUUGUCAAGGAGACAGUGGUGGUCCACUUGUUCAUAAUGGACUUCUUGUUGGUAUUGCCUCACAAAGUGCUUGCAAUGGAGAUGAUCCUGAUAUGUUUACCAAAGUCUCUUAUUACAAUUCAUGGAUAAAUGACGUUGUUACAAAAUAUCCUCGUUGAUUU